This is a messenger RNA of Symphalangus syndactylus (siamang), 1252 nucleotides long. RefSeq names its product protein FRG1B-like. Gene Ontology annotation, molecular function: actin filament binding. Lineage: Eukaryota; Metazoa; Chordata; Mammalia; Primates; Hylobatidae. The record is from RefSeq and is a predicted model, not a curated record. Gene Ontology annotation, cellular component: catalytic step 2 spliceosome; striated muscle dense body; nucleolus.
ACAUGCAAAACUGGUGAAAUCUGAAUAAGGUUCAUGGAUUAUAUCAAUGUCAGUUUCCUGAUUCUAACAGUGUAUGAUACUUAUGCAAGAUGUCAUCAUUGAGACAAAGCGAGUAAAGAAUAUGUGAGAUCUUUAUAUUACUUCUUACAACUGCAAAAUAAAAAGUUUUUAAAACUAAGUUAUAAUAACAAAGAACUCUGUGUCAAAACUAAAAUAUAAAGUUGAAAUAUCAAUUUUAUUUUUUAGGAAUCUGGUGGACAGUAACAAACUGGUGAAAUUUCGGGAAUCAUAGCCAUUGAAAUGGAUGAGGGAACCUAUAUACCUGCACUCGACAAUGGUCUUUUUACCCUGGGAGCUCCACACAAAGAAGAUGUUUUUUCUCCAACAGUUGAUGAGUCCUCCAGAGCAGUUUACCGCUGUCAAAUUAUCUGAUUCCAGAAUCGCCCUGAAAUUUGGCUAUGGACAAUAUCUUGGUAUAAAUUCAGAUGAACUUGUUGGGCGUUCAGAUGCAAUUGGACCAAGAGAACAGUGGGAACUAGUCUUUCAAAAUGUUUAAAUCGCCUUGGACCACACCGCCAUGUUCCAGGGCUCACCAGGAGCCAUCCAGAUGAGAGACCACCCAGACCUUGUGACUUGACUGAGAAAUUAAAUCCAUGUUGUCAGCACAUUUUUAACUGGAUGUGAUAAAAGGUUAACAUAUUUUGUAAUCAUUGUAUUUAUAAAUAUUUUGUCUAAGUGUUAUGGUAUUCCAAGUUUUCCAAAAAAAUCAACCAAAUACAAGUUAUAAAUAAACAUUAUAUUUGUUAAGGGAAUUAAGCUAACCAAAUUUAUAACCCAGAUUUAGAUACACAAGAAAAUCAGUUUUUAAAGUUUUGUUUAAUAGAAAGCAGUGUAAUACAUCAAACAUUAAGCAACUAAAAAAGUAUAUGAAUAUUUAUUUUCACACACAAAAGUCCCUCAGACAUUGAUUCUUAAAUUUGAAACACCAAAGGAUUGUAUAUAGCUUUUCAUGUUUUCUAAUUGUGAAGAAAAUAAAUUUUACUUAAAAUGCUAAUAUUUGAAUAAAGUAUGCAUUCAUAAUUAUGUUCUUGUCUUUAAAGUUAAUUUUUCAAACUGAACUAAAUCAAUUUUAUCUUCAAUAGAUCUUUUAGAAAGGAAGCAAUCUUACCUUAUCUAAUUAGAAUUUACUCCUACUAGGAAGAUACACUACAAAUGUUUAUUGUGGUAAUCUUUGAAUAGUAAAAUGAAAGGU